UCACUUCCCCCACCCCUGGGAAGCUGCCCUGGUCCCCAGGCGACAAAAACCCUGCGUCUGCACCAGGUGUGGCAUCACUAUCGAGAGUAAACUGUGUAGCCAGAGCCCUGACAGGAGGAGACCAGAAAUGAGCUCCUGGACAAGAAAACAGCAACCACAGGCCACAGGCUUUGCCGAGAACGUGGCCACACAGCCCAGCGGAGGGACGCGUGAUUGCCCAGAGCCAGUUCCCCAGCGGGGCCUGACAGCCUGGGGGUGGCCCCGUCCGGUCUCCCAGCCCCUCUGCCUGGAGACACACCACUGCCCCUGAACUCCAGCUGGACGCCCCCUCCCACCCCAAGCUGUCAUGGCCCUGACCACAGAAGUGGGGAGAUGGCCACCGCUGAGUGAGCUGGAGGGGGUGCCCCUGCCAGCGGCCACCGUGGACAACUGGGGCCAGAUCCAGGGGUUUGAGGCCAAGCCAGACGACCUCGUCAUCUGCACCUACCCGAAGUCAGGGACGACGUGGAUCCAGGAAAUCGUGGACAUGAUUGAGCAGAACGGGGACGUGGAGAAGUGCCAGCGGGCCACCAUCCAGCACCGCCACCCCUUCCUCGAGUGGGCCCGGCCGCCCCAGCCCUCGGGUGUGGAGCAGGCCCGGGAGAUGCCGUCCCCGCGGGUGCUGAGGACUCACCUUCCCACCCAGCUGCUGCCACGGUCCUUCUGGGAAACCCGCUGCAAGUUCCUUUAUGUAGCUCGAAAUGCCAAAGACUGCACGGUGUCUUACUACCACUUCCAGAGGAUGAACCAGACGCUCCCCGACCCCGGCCCCUGGGAGGAGUACUUGGAAACCUUCCUCAGUGGAAAAGUGGGCUGGGGCUCCUGGUUUGAGCACGUGAAAGGCUGGUGGGAGGUGAGACACAGGUACCAGAUCCUCUUUCUCUUCUACGAGGACCUCAAGAGGGACCCAAAGCGUGAGAUUCAGAAGGUAGUGCAGUUCCUGGGAAAGCGCGUGGAUGGACCUGUGCUGGACAGAAUUGUCCAGGAGACAUCAUUUGAGAAGAUGAAGGCAAACCCCAUGACCAAUCGUUCUUUGGUUCCCAAGUCUAUCCUGGACCAGUCGAUUUCCCCCUUCAUGAGAAAAGGAACCGUGGGGGAUUGGAAAAACCACUUCACGGUGGCUCAGAAUGAGAGGUUUGAGGAAAUCUACAGGCGGAAGAUGGAAGGAACCUCAAUCUGCUUCUGCACGGAACUCUGAGCAAGACAGAAACAAAGAGACAACAGCCAGGGUGCAGCCCCACCCUCGGCCCCAGCUGAGUCUCGGGAAGUACGUUGUAAACCCCCUGUGGUUAGUAACAGCUGAUACCAACUUCAUCUCUAAAACGGAUCAUGCCUAAUGCUCAUUGUCCCAACCAUUCCUUCCAAAGUAAGAAAUAAGAUGUAAGAAAUAAAUGAAAUAAAACACAAGACUUGGAUACUGCAA
Molecule: messenger RNA, 1462 nt
Organism: Camelus dromedarius (Arabian camel)
Lineage: Eukaryota; Metazoa; Chordata; Mammalia; Artiodactyla; Camelidae
Gene: SULT1C2
Product: sulfotransferase family 1C member 2
Exons: 8
Coding region: 347-1237 (296 amino acids)
Biological process (GO): sulfation
Cellular component (GO): cytoplasm
Molecular function (GO): sulfotransferase activity
Source: RefSeq, a predicted model, not a curated record